GGGUUUGUGACCUGCGCUUAUAGGAGAAUGGCGAAGCUGCAGCGCAGCGUUUCUUAGUUAUGGAACCUUUUUGUCCCUUGCCUCUUGCUGUACAAAAUGUAUACAUGUCGUGCAGCUUUCGCAAUUAUCAAUCAUAAACAUUGAAGGCUGUUUUUUUUUUUUCUUUUACUUCAAAAUGGUAAUUGAAAGCGUUAAAUAUUUCACAAACGGCAGUCGCUGUACAGUUUUCAACGCAGACUCUGACGACUACAGAUGUGUGACAAUCAUUGUGGUUAAACGGGUCACUGCUGCAUUUUCUUUAAUAGGCUGCUUUUCCAUGCUCCUUGUAAUAUGGCUGUUUCGAAAAUAUAACUCGUUGGCACAGAAGAUGAUACUGAGCUUGACAGUUGCUGGUGCUUUGGAUAGUGUUGCCUAUCUCAUGGGAGACAUCCGGCCAGAUGGAUCCCUAUGCAAUUUCCAGGCUUGGUGGCUAACAUAUUUUGAUUGGAGUGCCUUGGCUUGGGUUUGUCUUAUUACCCUAAAUCUCUACCUUAACUUGGUGAAAGAAAAGAGAACAGAGAGGCUGGAAAUAUUCUACCAUUUCAUAGCCUGGGGCAUCCCAUUUGUGAUGUCAUGUCUACCCCUUCUCAAAGAUUACUAUGGCCCAGCUGGUGUAUGGUGCUGGAUUACAGAUGAUCAUGUAGCCUGGAGAUUUGGCAUAUGGUAUAUUCCUCUUUUCACCUUAAUUUUCCUGAUGACAUUGUGCUAUCUUCGUAUCAUCUAUGUUGCCAAAGAAAGGGUUUUAUUGUGGUCUGGGACAUAUGACCCAGAAAGAGAAAGAAGAAAGGCAUUGUUAGUGCAAGAGAUCAAACCACUGAAGUGGUACCCUUCGGUGUACUUGCUGGUGUCCCUGUUUCCUCUCAUUAACAGGCUCCACAAUGCUUUCUACCCCAGCCAGCCUGUCUUCACAUUGACACUUUUGCAUGUUAUUUCUGCUCCUCUACACGGUCUGGCCAACGCUUUUGUGUUUGGCUUGGACAAAGACACCUGGAGCCAACUUAGUGUCAACAGCCUGCAGCUGGCUCUUCACUCCCGUUUCUGUGACAGGACUCUGAUAAAGGAGUACCGACCUGGGUCAGUGCGCUACAUGCCCCAGGCUGAAGGAGAUUCCUCAGAUUCAGGAGACGACGAUACUGCUGUGCUCUUCUACUCCCCAGCGAUGACUCUUAAGGACAGGGGGCCGUGAUGCGUGAUUGGUGGCACCGCUCCACCAGCGAGAGUGCGAGCUGCCUGUGUGCGGCGGAGAGGACAGCCUGGGAGACACUGGAGACGAGCUGUCAGCCUUCAUUAUUAAUUCCCAGCUCUUAAUAUUUAAUGUCAGAGAACUGCAGCCCCCCAUGCCGCUGCAGAGUCAUCAGACAUUCAGAGGACAUAUCAAGCUGAGUUCCGGAGGCGGAGGGUGGGGGUGGGUUUGGCUAGAUUGGAACAGAGCGAUUGCGAGCAAACGAGAGGGAGUGUGCGGGCCGGGACUUGCUGGCUUCAGGAUGAGGGACGCUUGACCUGUUCCUGUGUGGGUAUUCAGUAUUUUUGAGACACAUUGUUUAAGACACAGAAACGUGCAAUAAUAAUUUUUUGUGGUCAAAUAUUUAAAAACACAUUUUGAGCAUUUAUCAGUAUGAAAAGAAGCAAACACAUGAGGCAUGCUUCCUAAUUAUUUGUGAUACCGUUUUCACGGUUGUAGUCGCAUUUUCGAAUGGCUUGUCCUUCAGUAACAGCUGAAUUUUGAGAGUGUGCUUAAUCUUCUAACCAGUCCACGUUUUUUUUUUCUUCCUAACCUUCUAUUGUUGGUCCUUGUUCCCCUUGCGGUGCUGGAUAAGUCAAAGCAAUCAAAUCUUUCUAAUUACACCUCCUGACCCCUCUUUUCUGGAUGGAUUUCAGGUGCUCAGCAUUGACAGUCCAUCCAGUGCAGAACAAUGAUCUUCCAAAUUUUUUAGCCUCUGCUAUUUGUGAGCUUGUUAAAUUCACAAACAGCAGUUACGCAUACUGAUUCAUCUUGUAUCUGUCAACAAGGGCGUUGACCCACAGCGGCCUGACCUGAUUUCUACCCUGAAGCUUCAUUUUCAAGCCUGCCUUUGGUACACUGGUCAUCAAUGUUUAGUAAACUUGCCAUAUGAAUUCUGUGAAAUAAAGACUGCGGGUAACACCACACUUGGUACUAUCAUUGGUUGUACAUUGUGGCAGUUUAGAAUUAAGAGAGAUGGCCAGCACACUAUCUACCACAAAGGUAAGUUCUAAAAGCACAUAAAGAUAAAGGAAAUUAAUUUUUUAAAAAUCCACUAGCUGAUACAAAACUGCAGCGUAAAUGAAGGCAAGUGGUUCAUCUGCAGAAGCCACCUCUUUGGCCUCACACCUCAUUGCAUUCUUAAUUUACACUUAACACUUUCACGUGUCAGUCCAUUACUCACUUGGAGAGAACUGAUUGAGUUUCAAUAGUCUGAACGUGUCUGCUUGUGCUCCUUCUAGAACUUUGCUGCGGAUUCUCAGGAGAGCUCACUUUUUCACACGUUGCUUUUCCAUACCUGAAUAGAAAUGUCCAUGAAAAAAGAUAAUCAAUACCAAUACCACGGUUGACAAAGCAAC
Molecule: messenger RNA, 2619 nt
Organism: Erpetoichthys calabaricus (reedfish)
Lineage: Eukaryota; Metazoa; Chordata; Cladistia; Polypteriformes; Polypteridae
Exons: 13
Coding region: 176-1225 (349 amino acids)
Biological process (GO): adenylate cyclase-activating G protein-coupled receptor signaling pathway; cell surface receptor signaling pathway
Cellular component (GO): plasma membrane
Molecular function (GO): G protein-coupled receptor activity
Source: RefSeq, a predicted model, not a curated record